Molecule: messenger RNA, 19373 nt
Organism: Coregonus sp. 'balchen'
Lineage: Eukaryota; Metazoa; Chordata; Actinopteri; Salmoniformes; Salmonidae
Source: the annotation of a GenBank genome assembly
AUGGGACUGUGCUAUAGCCUGCGUCUUAGUCUUGACGAACCCGGUGAUACCGAGCAGCCGGCGGACUCCUCUGUACGGUUACGCUCCAAGGACCUUGACCACGAGGAUACAGAGGCAUAUAAUGACAUGACACGGCUCCAUAGUUGUUGGUGUCGCCGCGGCGGCCCUGGCAAAGGCAAACCAUCAGCAGGAGAUGCCCGUCGAGGGGACACGACUGACGGCGUGCCCAUACAGAAUGGGGGCGGCGGGGGAGCAGACCGCAGCCAGCAGCAGCAAUUGCUGCAGAAAACGCUCAGCAAACAGAAACAGAAAAACUUGGACAAAAAGCUAUCAGAGGAGAAGGAGGUAAAAAAACAGGCGAAGAAAGUCAGUAAACACAUUGAUCAAACUCUGAAGGAACAACAACGGGAAUACGAGCAGACGCCUCGUCUGCUUUUACUCGGUAGGUGUGAGAUGGUAAGGUUGGGGCUAAUAAAUUGACCAGCCCAGUGCUCUUGUGUAUCACAUUUCAGCCCUGAAAUAACGUUUCCCCCCAUUUGACAUUUCAUUGCGGAUGUCCUGAGAAACGGAAGGCUGUAAGGUAGGCUUAUAUGAGGUAUGUUAUGUUAUCCUUCUGCAAUCAACGUGCCACAAAGUCAAACCAAUGAGAUUUAUGAUUUGAAUAUAUUAGCUCUAUCAAAAGAAAUGGAACAAAAUAGAUGAAUGGGAGUGAGUAGCGCCUGGCUAUCCUAUUAGGAUAGCUAGUUCGAGAACCGCUCAACCCUGUGCCAAUUCCCGCGCUAUCAACAUACCUGUAAACGUCUCAGACAAUUAAUGCAAGGCCUACCACUAACACGUGGUGUCCUGAUGGUCACCAGGUCUAUGGUCACUAGUUCUCCUCUACCAAUUAAUUAAUAUGUUAUAUUCAAAAUAUGUUUGCAUUUAUGAAUGGGUAUUGAUUCAUUAGGCCUGAAAAUGUAGCCUACCAGUGAUGAGUAGGUUAUAGUCACAGGAGUAUAUGGAUGGUAGAGCAUUGAUACCAUAAUAUUAAGUACUGGUUCUCAUCCCAGGUUGAAGCAGUAUACACACAAAAUGUCCUUGAAAAUGCACUUGUAAUUGAAAAUGCAAUAGGCCUACAUCAUGCAAUGGAGUCAUCAUUAUCAGUGUACCAAUGCUUUACAAGAGGCAACCGAAGAUGUUAAAGAGACACUUAACCCAGCAACUUCAAAUGAUCUUUUCAGUCACUAAUACAGAUAAUGAUAAUAAUGCCACCCUGAAGUUGUGGCAGAGCCUUAUAUUGACUAUGUACAAGGUUUAAUAUAAGGCUCAGUGUUUCCCCUAUAUUCAUUUAGCAGCAAAGGGCCGCCGCUGCUAAAUCGUUGCCGCCACUCCCCAAAAAUAUGAUAAUUGUUUGUAGAAUUGCAGAAAACUUGCUUUAAAGGUAGACUCAGCGAUAUGAUGUAGCUGCUUCUUUGUUGUUGUGAGUGGCAGGAGGAGGGGCUUGGUGGCAGAGGGAGGGGCUUGGUGUCUGUGUGCAAAUGGGAAGGUGCACAGUGCACACAGCACAGAAGGAGCGAAGGACACACGACUAAAAAGACAAACGCUCAUAAAAAAAACGGGAGAAAAAAAACAACCUUGAUUCCUGCGAUACAGGCAUUUGGAACAUUGCGCUAAAACAUACAUUCAAAUUAAUUAAUAUAUCGCCCAGCCCUACAUGGUCAACAUGUGUGCCACUUUUAAAGUAUUUCAAACGUCAUUUUAAACCAAAGAAGAACACACUUUCAAGACUACUGUAGCCUACCAUUACAUUUACACAUGCACCCACACAGAUACUUUCAUCCAGUCCCAUGUAUUCCAAAUCAAGCAUGGAAAUAGUGCUUUCUAACAAUGUCACGAUGACAGCCCCUUGUGUAACCUAGCCUGGUCCCAGAUCUGUUUGAAGUCUUGCCUUAACGUGACAAUGAUCAUAUAGGAGUUGGCAAGACUGCACUAACAGAUCUGGGACCAGGCUAUGUGUAACCUUCACAGUGGUAGUAUCUCGGCAUUCCAAAAAACGAGUUUAUCAAAGACCAAGAGGCACACAUCAAAUGCUGCUUAACUAGCAGUGGCAGUAGGCUAGUGCAUGUGACCAGCAAGUGUCCUGGAACAUCAAUCAGUCAGUCUGUUCCCCUUAUAACCUCAGAUGGAGUCUAGAUUUCAAAUGAGGGUAGCAAUCUGUAUUUACUGUUUUUGAAUCAAAAAGUCAUUUGUUUGUCCAAUGACAGAAUUAUCCUUUUAUUGACAGCGGGCAGUGAAGAUCAGAAAAUACUUUGCUGACCAUAACACUCACAUCUGCCAAUUAGAAAUGAGCUGUACCAUGAUAGCAUGUUAUUAUACAGUGUAAGCUAUAGCAGUUUACAGCUGAGAUGACAAGCACACUAGAUGUAACACCAUUCCUCUGCUUUUUAUGUGGAAGGGCAGCCGAAGGAAGGUGACGUAACUUCAGCUAGUGUUAGUGUAAAGAAUCUAACGUUGAGAGAGGUCGGAGGUGGUCAGAGCCAACAGUCAGGUAAUGUUAUGACCGUGUCAGACACAGGACAGCAUCAGCACGGAUUCUAAUAAAAAGUUUGUGUGUUUGUGACAUUUAGAAUGUCAGUCAGUUUGCCUUUUAAUAAAACUAAACUACCAUGGAAAUCAAAGUGUAGGCCUACCAAUGGCAAUUUCUUUGAAUUAUUACAUAAAAGACAAUCGGCAUCAUCUUGCAUAACCUUCAAUCAUCCUGAAGUAUUUCAGCAUUCCUGAUGGAGGUUGAUCAUCAUUGGGAGCACAGGCAGGCAUCAUAUGCCCAACACUCAUCUACUACAUAACCCUUUCCACACUACUGAGCCAAGCUGAGCUGAGCCAAACCAAGCUGGACUGUGCAGACCUGGUUAUGUAUUCGCUAUAGUUGCUGGAACUGUGAUGAGGACAAUGUGAAAAGAAAACAACAGAGCUAGCACAGUAUGGUUCGUGCCGGCAUAAAAGUGUGAGAAUGGUACGUGACCUGUUGGUAGUUUAUUGCUAACACAUCUCUGGGCUUGCCUAUGUGCAUCUGAGCCAAUUUCCCACCCCCCACAUGUACUUUCAGGUGGGGGACCAAGGCCACCAAAGCAGCCUCUGGGAAAACGGACAGAAUUUUGGAUACACACACACACACAGGCGUGUCCAGAUUCUACUACCCUGCUAGAACUCUAUCAUCAUGUAUUUAGGCACUACCCUUCACUGCAUACACUUGCCCUGGCGGGUAUCACAGUUCUACAAAUAUGAAUACUAUACUUUGCUACUGCUAGCGUACUUUACUGCUGGCAUGUUGGUCUGUCUGUAACCAAAUAAGGGCUGAGAUGAUUAGGAUUAGCUCUAUUCUCUCCUUGACCAACAACUCCCAACUUUCCUACUGUAAUGCACGUCUCAUUCCAUCUUAUGAUAUCCUGUUUAUUGAGAGUAAGGUCCAUCCUUGUGUCAAGUUGCCAUAUAUAGAAGCAAGUGGGAAUAGUCCAAAGUCUGUGCUAUUUUUGCUGCCGGUCCGUCGUAUAAACCCUUCCCCACCUUGCUUUCUCGGUCUCAUGGCCUGAUUAUGGCAGCCACGUUUUCAGCUAUUGGGAUGUUUCAUUUCUGGGAUGGCCAAUGAUAAGAGAUGGACGGGAAGGUUUUGCCUUAGAGCACCAUAUGGUCAUUGAUUAUUCAUACAGCACAUACCCCUUAGUUAUGAAAAUUGAGUUUGAGUUCAAGUGGUGUGUGUACGUGCAUGUGUGUAUACCUGUGAAUGUGGUGGAGCAAGUUUGUGAGGCAGCAAAGGGAAGUGUGUACAUACAGUAUGUGUACAGUGAUCUGUGUGCAUGUUCAUUUUUUAGUGUGUUUUCUGCAUGCUAAGGGGCAGGUUGGCUCUGUUAUCGUUCCAUAUCAGAGCAGCAGUGAGAGGCACAGAGCGAGAGAGAGAGCGAGAGAACACACUCCGCGAGGCUAUUUUUAGCCCGUAUUCAGAUAGAAUCUGGGUUACGGAAUUUCAAGAAAUGGAACAGAGAUGCUCUCAAGCAGGUUCAGGUUCCAUCCAAAUAUGCAAAUGUUCUGAGUAGCUGUGAUUCACCUGAAUGGAUAUAGUGGCCAUCUUUUGAAAAAGUAACACCAAAGUCAUAUAAGUUGCAUUUAACCUUCUAAGUGAGUAAGCAAUCCACAAUUGAGAGCUUUUAAAAACAUCAUAUUUUCAGGGCUAGGCUAGGCCAAUCAGUUCUGUUGUUCCCGUUUUCACCUAAUUUUUAUAUUCAUUAAGGAUAAUUCUGAGGUAAGAACCUGCUGUGUGAAAAGGCCAAAUAUGUCCCCAAAAGGUUUUAUCUAUAAGCCUUGGUGGCAUUUCUCUGUUUGGUAAUAGGAAAAAUUGGACUGCUUCAUUCUAUUUACAUUUCGGUCAGCAGGUACUGCACAUAGGUUGGUCAGGUUAUUGGGACAAAAGCCUCCUUCUCACUGCUGAUCUCUUCUAACAUCCUUUAAUGUUCCUUGACGUCAACGUCCCUAAUCAGUUUUCUCCCUCAGUCACUAGACCAGUAGAUCUGACCUGGGAGUUUACUCAAAAUCUGAGAAUAUGAUUCACUGUAUAGAGUGCUUAACUGGAUACAUAAAUUACAAGGGUUACAUAUUGCUUUUAUAAUAGUGAUGUAACAGAUUUUAGGCAUUUAUGUGUUUAUGUCAACUGACUUAACUCAUGAGAUAAAAUGUCACGAGGGAAGCAUGUUGGCUAUCAUUAAACCUUGGUUUAGUUCCAACUGUUUGAAAGCUGAUACCAGUCCAGCAUCCAGAUAUAUUUAUGACAUCCGUUACAUAAUUACCACGACUCUUUCUACAAAGGGUUCAAGUUAAGGUGACUUAAUUAUGGGGUGCCAUUUGUAAAGAUAUGUCAUUCCUGGAAAUAGUUUGACUUGCUCAGUCCUGUGUCCAACUCUGGCCAGACAGACGGUGAUGACCUCGUCUUGACCUCAACAGACCUCUCUUACACCUACCGUUAUCUGGGGAGAAAAUGUGCGUCCUGUUUUCUGCCCAUAUUUUUACUCUCGCUUUCUAAAUUGAGCCCCACGUCCUGCGGAUACUAGCCCAGGGCUGUCCAGCGGGAUUGAAAGUUCAUCUCGAACCAAAACAAAACAAAAGAUCACACACCAGGAAUGUGUGACAAAGGACAGUAAUAUCCCAAACUCACUCAUUUGGCCACUAGCAUACUGACAGACCUCCCUGUUCUUAGCCUGCUGACAGACCUCCCUGUUCUUAGCCUGCUGACAGACCUCCCUGUUCUUAGCCUACUGACAGACCUCCCUGUUCUUAGCCUGCUGACAGACCUCCCUGUUCUUAGCCUGCUGACAGACCUCCCUGUUCUUAGCCUGCUGACAGACCUCCCUGCUCAUAGAUGCACUCUCAACUCGCUUUUGCAAUUUCCAUGUUUACCUGGUCAGUACUAACCUGCAGCUCUCCUGGGUCGAGUUCAGUAGGGUACACCGUAGCAAAGUGUUUUGCAGAAAGAAAAACGAAAAUGAGCGUUACUUAUUGGACAAGUCCAGGAAGUCCCUCCCUGUGUCAAGCCGUUUUUCUUCCAUUUAGUGCCUAAAGAACACGACCCUGUAGUGGGUCUGUUGUGAAUCUCAUGUUAUGACUAUGGAUAACUUUUAGAAAGCUAGUUAGUAUUCCAGAUAUCUUCUUAAUCUCUAACCACCUAUGUGUAGACUGUAAGUCGCUUUGGAUAAAAGCGUCUGCUAAAUGGCAUAUUAUUAUUAUUAUUAUGUGUACUCACUGGAAACCGAAAGAAUACACCUGACUAAAGAUAGACUGGAAACCUGUUUUUCAGCCUAAGGUAGCGUAUGACCUGAGCAUAUAUUAACCCCUCAUACCCGAGGCAACGGGGAUCAAGGAGGAGGGGUGAAAGUCAUAGUCACGGCUCUAUAGUAAAGGACACCUGUUUUUCUGGACCAUUCCCUUGUUGUAAAUCACACAUUAAAGUGUAAUAUUCAUGCAAACCACAAGAGGGAGGAAAAAGGCAAUGUAAGACAAUAGCCAAUGGGGCUGAUUUACAUUGACCGCUGGCAUUAAAUAGAUGUGUUUUGUUACUUAACUCCUUGUGCCAAAGAGGGAAAGAACUUGGGCACCGUAGCUCACAUAGUUGUAUCGAAAAAGGUGACAAAAAAACAAAAUCAGUGACAAAAAAAAGAUUGUCUUAACUCCCCAUGGCCACUGUAGGGAGACAUACAGGACAUGACUCACUUCUGAAUACUGCUCUCAACAGUGCACACAGCAUUAACAGUUAGGAAGGCUACAUUUGCAUCCAGAGGAGCCACACACUGGUCAACUCGCCCUAUAAGAUCACAUUUGCAUCUUGUUUUCAUAUUUUUUUUGGUAUUGGAAAAUCUUUCAAUUGUUCUGGAGGCUGUAAUGUUCUCGCCAGUGACAUAUCACGACAGAUAACCAUCUCAUGUGGUCUCACGGUUGCCAGUAUACCGCACACUACUUUUAGUAUAAUCCAUGUUUUGAUAUGAGGUCUGAAUUCUUUUUUUUGUUGACAUUUUGGAAAUUAAUCAAUCAAUCGUUCAAUUGAUGUAAUUCAUUCUAGUCCUUCUGAGUCUAGUUUGCCACUGAAACGGUCAAACACAUCUACCCCACUUACUUCAGAUCACAAACUCCUUUAUUCAGUGUACCUGAUGUCUUUCAAUUAGUUCACUACAUCUUAUUGGGGUUUGAAAGGACUUCAUUAGUGAUUCAUUUCCCCCCAACAAUGCUUUCCUUAGAGGAUGGCUUUUAUUGGUUGUCAGAACAUUUGUCUAUUUAUCCAACCUACCCUUAAAAUGACCCAGAAAGCUCCUCCAUCCUAUCACAUUGGGAGGUUGUCUUGGGCUCUCACUCGCUACAUAUCUGCUAGGACAUGGACACUGAUAUGCAAACUCCAACUUGUUUGCAUAUAUUCCAUUGCAUUUGCAUUCUGCCUUUUUUUCCUCAAAGGUUGAGGUGCUUUUCUGUUAUAGUCAACCUUUAGAUUCUCUACUAUUAUUAUAGUGUGACAUUUUGUAUUGCUACAUAUUCAAGAUAAUGUACAGUAGUAGGCUAUAGUAGGCAUAUGUCAAGUUAAUACUUCAGAGAACUUUAAAUAGCAGCCAACUAUACUUUUCUAUUUCUUAUUUGUACAGAUUUUGUAACUGUGUUAUCAUUUGGUCUCGUAAUUUCAAAAUGGUUUGUGUGGUUAUGGGGCUGCUGUGCGGCGUAGUGCUAUCCGGGAUCCUUGGGACGUCCCUACCCUAAACGCUAACCUUAACCCAUACCUUAACCCUUACCUAACCCUAACCCUUCCCACUGGGCACAGAUUUCAAGGUAUAGUUUUGAUUUACAUUUGGUUGAGUUUUCAACUAACUUGAAUUUAAAAUGAAAUCAACAAAAAAAUUCACCAUGCCAUUGGAUUUCGGUUACAAGUUGGGUACAAAAGAGACGAAAUAACCUGAUGUUGUUGAAUUUUUGCAAAUCCAAUCAGUUUUCCACAUGAGUAACCUUAACCCUUUUUAAAUGACCACUUCAAUGGGGGUAGGGAUCCUGGAUACUAUGGACCCUGGUGUGCGGCCCUGCUUGGUCGCGCGCUGUAGUUUAGCUCCAUUCACCCGUGUUUGAGCGCACCUGUGAAAUGAUUUACGCGCACAAAGUAGACAAGGGAAACUAUUUGUGGAAAACGUGUCUGUCUGGUGCAUUUUCUAUUCAAUAAUAACACAAACAUAAACCCGUUUUUGUAAACUAUAUUUUACUAUAUUAUUCACUUUUUUUAAUGCUGAACAUUCAUUAGGCUAUCAGAUGCGCCAUUAGAGAGUUUGCAAUACAUUCAUCAAGGCUUUGAAUUAUUCUAUUGUUGUAGCGUAUGUAUUUAAUAGUGUAAAUAUGUAUCUAAAUAGGCAAAUAUAGAAACCAUAUCAACGGGUAGUCUUAACUUUCCCUGGGGCCCCCAUCCUAUUGAAGCUAAAGCCUUUGACGCACAUUUUACUAGAUGAACGUAGCCUGUCCUUUUUGUUUGUUCUAGCGGUACAAAUCAAGAAAAUAUCGUCGAUUAAUGUUUUGUUAAACUGGAUAUUCAAACAGUGGUAUGGUGGCGCGCGCUCUGAGGUGUUUCUUUUUCGGUGCUGUGUGACUUCCUGGUGCUACAAAGAGAGGCAGUGCUGAGUUAAAGAGACAGAAACACAAACAGAAUUUUAGACAGGAAAAAUAGAGAGUGGGAAGCAGGAGCGAGAGAAAGGAGCAGUUGGCUGGCUUCCAGAUUCAGCCCCGCUCCACUCUUUGCAUAUUUAUGAAAUUAAUGUAUAUUUUUGUUAUAUUUAUGAUGCACAUAUUUAUUAGAAUCGACUGAAUCUACUGGAUUGGGUUUGACAAGGGGUUAAAACGAAAUUGUAACGGGGAAGGUUUUUUCUGAGCGACAGAAGUGGCGCACGGAUUUUUCGUGCCAUUUGUUCUCCUUUUAUAUUGAAAGAAGGAUUUACAUUAGCUGUUAUUUUAUACUUUCUGUUUACGAGAAGAGGUCAGCGGAAGAUGGGUUGUUUGGGCAACAGCAAGACUGAAGAUCAACGCAUCGAUGAAAAGGCACAAAGAGAAGCGAAUAAAAAAAUCGAGAAACAAUUACAAAAGGAAAGACAAACAUAUAAAGCCACACAUCGACUGCUUUUAUUGGGUAAGGUCCAGAAGGUGGAUUUGAUAAAUUAUAUGUAUCAUGUAUGUUUUCAGAGAUUCGCACCCCAGCCCACAUACGUUGACAGGUCUCGCAACCGAGCGCUGACUGAAUCUUCAGAUGGAUUGUAGCCUAAUUCUCAUGGAUUUAAACACCAGCAUAUGAGGCACCCAAGUACCUUUUUAUAUAUUUUAGUGAUGGCUCCAGGUCCUUAUGCUAGAUCUGUGUUUUAUGUCGAAGGGGCCGGAGAGUCUGGGAAAAGCACGAUUGUCAAGCAGAUGCGGAUUCUGCACGUCAAUGGCUUUAACGCAGAGUAAGUACCCGUUAUUUCAUAUAUUUGACCGCAUUUACGUGCCAAAGUUUGACGUAUUCCUAUUCUAUGUGGAUAUUGUUAGGUAUUAGAAUAUGUUUUAUUGUUGUCAUUUUAAUUUGUUCCCUGUAAGAUAAGAAAAUGACCGAGUGUUGGGUAGACGUUUCUUUGCGCUGUAGCACUGCAGUGUCCAUCGGGAGUCAUUGGGCCCAAUGGUUUUAACAACAGCAUGGCGACAAUCCUGCUAUGUCCAACUGAUUUCUAAUAGCUGUCACAGAGAUAAAGACGUCAUAUUAUGUGGUCUAGAUUCUGUGUGCCAAAACACUGCCAGAUAAAUGUUAGGCUUACAGUUGCUAUUACAUUAUUAUGCGCAAGCCAACAAAAAAAUCUAAAAACUGAAUUCAUUGGCUGAAAAAACGGUUAUGCAAAAGUAACGUGUGCAGUGGUAUUUUACAACGAUGCUGAAACAAUGUAUCUGUAAGCCUUUCUAUGGCCUAUGAUAUCCCAUCUGGACUUGGUUACAUUAUCGUUUGAUUUGGUUACAUUGUGCAGUGUAGGAUAGUCUUCUGUAUUGGCUGUAGAGGUGUAAUGAAUCCGUUUUUUAGGAAAAUGAAUGAUAAUAUCCAAUCAUAAACGGUCCUCUAUUUAUAUAUUUAAUAAUAUCUUUGAUAUUAUUUGAGCAAAUGGACCGAGAUACAUAUAGUCAAUGCUUAAUGUCCGUCCACUUUUGGUGCUGAAUGGAACAAAUCUCUCUGAAUAUUGGGGUAGCGCUAACAGCCACUGGGCACACACUGGUUGAAUCAACCUGUUUCAAAAUGACGUUGAACCAACGUGUAAUAGACGUUGAAUUAUUGUCUGUGUCCAGUGGGAGGCUACUGUAAUAGCAUAACAAGUAAACUUUCAAAUAACAUUUUAGCACAAUACAUAAUUGCUAUUCAUUUACAAAUGGUAAGUAUGACCAAAUAAGCUAUUAGGCCUAUGAUGGUUUGCAUUAGUGGUGCUAUGAGACAUCCUCUUCUUUCUACAGAAUGGCAUAAAGAUUCCUUUAAUUAAUCCAGUGAUCACUUUUCCAGUAUUCAUUCAUGCCUAACAAUCCUAAUUCUAUAUGUUGUUUCUCCACCCAGAGAAAAGAAACAGAAGGUCCUGGACAUUCGGAAAAAUGUCAAGGAUGCCAUUGUGGUAAGUUGUAGGCUGUAUGUAGCCUACUCAAAUAAAAAGAUGAUGUGCUGAGAUUUGUAUGAUAGAAUGUACAUGAUCACACCCUAUGAGAUUUUCUUUCCUGCAGUUCCAUUUGACUGAUAGACGGGCUUGUCCCCGUGUGUCCAGCUUGAUGUCUGUGUUUUUUUUUUUUUUUCCCGCUCUCUAGACGGUGGUUUCAGCGAUGAGCACGUUAAUACCCCCAGUUCCAAUAGGCAACCCAGCGAACCAGUCCAGAAUUGACUACAUCAAAAGUAUAGCACCUCUCUCGGACUUCGACUACACAGAGGUAAGGGGUGACCGUCCGUCAAACACUGACUGAUAUGUAUAUAUAUAGAUAUAUAUAUACACAGCACCAGUCAAAAGUUUGGACACACCUACUCAUUCCAGGGGUUUUCUUUAUUUUUACUAUUUUCUACAUUGUAGAAUAAUAGUGAAGACAUCAAAACUAUGAAAUAACACAUAUGGAAUCAUGUAGUAACCAAAAAAGUGUUAAACAAAUCAAAAUAGAUUUUAUAUUUGAGAUUCUUCAAAGUAGCCACCCUUUGCCUUGAUGACAGCUUUGCACACUCUUGGUAUUCUCUCAACCAGCUUCAUGAGGUAGUCACCUGGAAUUUAUUUCAAUUAACAGGUGUGCCUUGUUAAAAGUGAAUUUGGGGAAUUUCUUUCCUUCUUAAUGCGUUUGAGCCAAUCCGGUGUGUUGUGACAAGGUAUGGUUUGUAUACAGAAGAUAGCCCUAUUUGGUAAAAUACCAAGUCCAUAUUAUGGUCCUCUGUAGCUCAAUUGGUAGAGCAUGGCGCUUGUAACGCCAGGGUAGUGGUUUCGAUCCCCGGGACCACCCAUACGUAAAAAUGAAUGCACACAUGACUGUAAGUCGCUUUGGAUAAAAGCGUCUGCUAAAUGGCUUAUUAUUAUUAUUAUUACUAUUAUUAUUAUUAUUAUUAUUAUUAUUAUUAUUAUUAUAAGAACAGCUCAAAUAAGCAAAGAUACAUUUUAAUUUAAUUUCACAUUUAUUUAACCAGGUAGGCCAGUUGAGAACAAGUUCUCAUUUACAACUGCGAACUGGCCAAAAUAAAGCAAAGCAGUGCGAUUUAAAAACAACAACAACACCGUUACAUAUGGAAUAAACAAAAACAAAACGUACAGUCAAUAACACAAUAUAAAUUCUAUAUACAGUGUGUGCAAAUGUAGUAAGUUAUGGAGGUAAGGAAAUAAAUAGGCCAUAGUGCAAAAUAAUUACAAUUUAGUAUUAUGACAGCCCAUCAUUACUUUAACACAUGAAGGUCAGUCAAUCCGGAAAAUUUCAAGAACUUUCUUCAAGUGCAGUCGCAAAAACCAUCAAGCGCUAUGAUGAAACUGGCUGUCAUGAGGACCGCCACAGGAAAGGAAAGGAAGACCCAGAGUUACCUCUGCUGCAGAGGAUACGUUCAUCAGAGUUACCAGCCUCAGAAAUUGCAGCCCAAAUAAAUGCUUCACAGAGUUCAAGUAACAGACACAUCUCAACAUCAACUGUUCAGAGGAGACUGCGUGAAUCAGGCCUUCAUGGUCGAAUUGCUGCAAAGAAACCACUACUAAAUGACACCAAUAUGGAGAAGAGACUUGCUUGGGCCAAGAAACAAGAGCAAUGGACAUUUAGGCCGGUGGAAAUAUGUCCUUUGGUCUGAUGAGUCCAAAUUUGAGAUUUUUGGUUCCAACCGCCGUGUCUUUGUGAGACUUAGAGUAGGUGAACGGAUGAUCUCUGCAUGUGUGGUUCCCACCGUGAAGCAUGGAGGAGGAUGUGUGGGGGUGCUUUGCUGGUGACACUGUCUGUGAUUUAUUUAGAAUUCAAGGCACACUUAACCAGCAUGGCUACCACAGCAUUCUGCAGCGAUACACCAUCCCAACUGGUUUGCGCUUAGUUGGACUAUCAUUUGUUUUUCAACAGGACAAUGACCCAACACCCCUCCAGGCUGUGUAAGGGCUAUUUGACCAAGAAGGAGAGUGAUGGAGUGCUGCAUCAGAUGACCUGGCCUCCACAAUCACCCAACCUCAACCCAAUUUAGAUGGUUUGGGAUGAGUUGGACCGCAGAGUGAAGGAAAAGCAGCCAAUGCUCAGCAUAUGUGGGAACUCCUUCAAGACUGUUGGAAAAGCAUUCCAGGUGAAGCUGGUUGAGAGAAUGCCAAGAGUGUGCAAAGCUGUCAUCAAGGCUAAGGGUUGACUACUUUGAAGAAUCUCAAAUAUAAAAUAUAUUUUGAUUUGUUUAACACUUUUUUGGUUACUACAUGAUUCCAUAUGUGUUAUUUAAUAGUUUUGAUGUCUUAACUAUUAUUCUACAAUGUGGAAAAUAGUUUUUUUUAAAAUUAAAUAAAAACCCUUGAAUGAGUAGGUGUGUCCAAACAUUUGACUGGUACUGUAUAUAUGUAUGUAUAUAUAUAUGCAUGCAUACAUAUAUAUAUAUAUACAUACAUACAUACCGAGAGAGAGCGAGAGAUCUGUACAGCUUGUUAAUUAUGCCCUGAGAAGCAACCUCGAGGCAUUGAUCAGGUCUUUGCUAUUCAUAGAUUCAGCGUGUAUCCAACUCCUGAUUGAAUUCACUCAUUCAGUGGACAAUAAAAAAACAAAUGUUGUCUAAGUCUAUUUGUAGUUAAGUUGUUCAAAGUGGAGUCUGUUUAAAUGCUGAUGCCAAAUAUACGGUCACUAUGAAAAAUAUGUUAUGUAAGCCUAUUCUAUAAUAGCAGUUAUCUAAAAAAGCCACAUUCACUAUUAGCUCCAUUUGGAUGAAACAAUGAGAAGUUGUAAGAAAUGUUCAAAUCAAAGGAUAAGAGUCCAUUCAAAACCAUCACCUACUGGGCAUAAGCUACAUCAGGACUGCCCAACCCUGUUCCUGGAGAGCUACCCUCCUGUAGGUUUUCGCUCCAACCCCAUUCAUCUUAUCAACCUGCUAAUUAUUAGAAUCAGGUGCGCUAGAUUAGGGUUGGAGUGAAAACCUACAGGACGGUAGCUCCACAGGAACAGGGUUGGGCAGUCCUGAGCUACAUGAUUAGGCAAUUUAUAAAUGUAUGAACCAUUGCAGGGUUUUAGUAUAUAAAAAUAAAAAAAUUUGUAAAUGCUUUAUUAAAUUGUGCAAUAUGUAUGAUUACCUGAGCUCUGCAACAGGUUCUGCAAACUCCCAGUAGUAGGCUACGUUGGAAUUACCUUAGAGGAUUUCUUUACUUUGGAUUUGAUUGAAAGGGCCUGAAGUGGGCAAAUAUAUGACAUUACUUCUGGUGUGUGCAGUGAUAUCUCCCAGCUAUGAAUUAAAUUGUAUGAGUACACAAUAAAACAAAUACUUUGCUGUAUUUGACUGCCUGGAAAUAUACACUACAUGACCAAAAGGAUGCAUGGGCAUUAGUAUGGAGUUGGUCCCCCCUUUGCUGCUAUAACAGCCUCCACUCUUCUGGGAAGGCUUUCCACUAGAUGUUGGAACAUUGCUGCGGGGACUUGCUUCCAUUCAGCCACAAGAGCAUUAGUGAGGUCGGGCACUGAUGUUGGGCGAUUAGGUCUGGCUCGCAGUCGGCGUUCCAAUUCAUCCCAAAGGUGUUCGAUGGUGUUGAGGUCAGGGCUCUGUGCAGGCCAGUCAAGUUCUUCCACAGCGAUCCUGACAAACCAUUUCUGUAUGGACCUCGCUUUGUGCAUGGGGGCAUUGUCAUGCUAAAACAGGAAAGGACCUUCCCCAAACUGUUGCCACAAAGUUGGAAGCACAGAAUCUCUGUAUGCUGUAGCGUUAAGAUUUUCCUUCACUGGAAUUAAGGGGCGUAGCCCAAAUCAUGAAAAACAGCGCCAGACUAUUAUUCCUCCUCCACCAAACUUUACAGUUGGCACUAUGCCUUCGGGCAGGUAGCAUUGACCUGGCCUCCGCAAAAACCCAGAUUUGUCCGUCAGACUGCCAGUUGGCGAAACGUGAUUCAUCACUCCAGAGAACGCGUUUCCACUGCUCCAGAGUCCUAUGGCGGCGAGCGUUACACCACUCCAUUGCGCAUGGUGAUCUUAGGCUUGUGUGCGGCUGCUUUGCCAUGGAAACCCAUUUCAUGAAGCUCCCGACGAACAGUUAUUGUGCUGACGUUGCUUCCAGAGGCAGUUUGGAACUCUUCAGUGAGUGUUGCAACCGAGGACAGAUGAUUUUUAUGUGCUUCAGCACCCUGGUCUGUUCUGUGAGCUUGUGUGGCCUACCACUUUGCGGCUGAGCCGUUGUUGCUCCUAGACGUUUCCACUUCACAAUAACAGCACUUACAGUUGACUGAGGCAGCUCUAGCAGGGCAGAAAUUUGACAAACUGACUUGUUGGAAAGGUGGCAUCCUAUGAUGGUGCCACCUUGAAAGUCACUGAGCUCUUCAGUAAGGCCAUUCUGCCAGUGUUUGUCUGUGGAUUGCAUGGCUGUGUGCUCGAUGUUAUACACCUGUCAGCAACAGGUGUGGCUGAAAUAGCCGAAUCCACUAAUUUGAAGGGGUGUCCACAUACUUUUGUAUACAGUGAGGGGAAAAAGUAUUUGAUCCCCUGCUGAUUUUGUACGUUUGCCCACUGACAAAGAAAUGAUCAGUCUAUCAUUUUAAUGGUAGGUUUAUUUGAACAGUGAGAGACAGAAUAACAACAAAAAAAUCCAGAAAAACGCAUGUCAAAAAUGUAAUAAAUUGAUUUGCAUUUUAACGAGGGAAAUAGGUAUUUGACCCCUCUGCAAAACAUGACUUAGUACUUGGUGGCAAAACCCUUGUUGGCAAUCACAGAGGUCAGACGUUUCUUGUAGUUGGCCACCAGGUUUGCACACAUCUCAGGAAGGAUUUUGUCCCACUCCUCUUUGCAGAUCUUCUCCAAGUCAUUAAGGUUUCGAGGCUGACGUUUGGCAACUCGAACCUUCAGCUCCCUCCACAGAUUUUCUAUGGGAUUAAGGUCUGGAGACUGGCUAGGCCACUCCAGGACCUUAAUGUGCUUCUUCUUGAGCCACUCCUUUGUUGCCUUGGCUGUGUGUUUUGGGUCAUUGUCAUGCUGGAAUACCCAUCCACGACCCAUUUUCAAUUCCAUGGCUGAGGGAAGGAGGUUCUCACCCAAGAUUUGACGGUACAUGGCCCCGUCCAUCGUCCCUUUGAUGUGGUGAAGUUGUCCUGUCCCCUUAGCAGAAAAACACCCCCAAAGCAUAAUGUUUCCACCUCCAUGUUUGACGGUUGGAGAUGGUGUUCUUGGGGUCAUAGGCAACAUUCCUCCUCCUCCAAACACGGCGAGUGGAGUUGAUGCCAAAGAGCUCAAUUUUGGUCUCAUCUGACCACAACACUUUCACCCAGUUCUCCUCUGAAUCAUUCAUAUGUUCAUUGGCAAACUUCAGACGGCCCUGUAUAUGUGCUUUCUUGAGCAGGGGGACCUUGCGGGCGCUGCAGGAUUUCAGUCCUUCACAGCGUAGUGUUAACAAUUGUUUUCUUGGUGACUAUGGUCCCAGCUGCCUUGAGAUCAUUGACAAGAUCCUCCCGUGUAGUUCUGGGCUGAUUCCUCACCGUUCUCAUGAUCAUUGCAACUCCACGAGGUGAGAUCUUGCAUGGAGCCCCAGGCAGAGGGAGAUUGACAGUUCUUUUAUGUUUCUUCCAUUUGCGAAUAAUCGCACCAACUGUUGUCACCUUUUCACCAAGCUGCUUGGCGAUGGUCUUGUAGCCCAUUCCAGCCUUGUGUAGGUCUACAAUCUUGUCCCUGACAUCCUUGGAGAGCUCUUUGGUCUUGGCCAUGGUGGAGAGUUUGGAAUCUGAUUGAUUGAUUGCUUCUGUGGACAGGUGUCUUUUAUACAGGUAACAAGCUGAGAUUAGGAGCAGCUCAGCUCGUUACCUGUAUAAAAGACACCUGGGAGCCAGAAAUCUUUCUGAUUGAGAAAUACUUAUUUCCCUCAUUUAAAAUGCAAAUACAUUUAUAACAUUUUUGACAUGCGCUUUUCUGGAUUUCUUUGUUGUUAUUCUGUCUCUCACUGUUCAAAUAAACCUACCAUUAAAAUUAUAGACUGAUCCUUUCUUUGUCAGUGGGCAAACGUACAAAAUCAGCAGGGGAUCAAAUACUUUUUUCCAUCAAUGUAUACAGUGUAUGAUACACAGUAUAUACCCAAUAUGAGUUCCUAUUGGCUGUUGGUUUUUGUUCUUCCAUUGGAAUGUCCACAAAAUCGGACAUGGGUCCAAAAGUUUGCUCCCAUCAGGAACCUUGUUUUUUCAGACAGUGAUUAAGGGGAAGCUGGCCCAGUGCGCAAUCUGGACACAUCUGUUGGACUAGAUAAAUACUAAUCAACUGUUACAUGAUGAGUCGGCUUUCUAAAAAAAGCUUUUAGUAACCUAAUUUUCUUUUCUUUUUUGGCGGAGGGCGGAGUUUGGGGGAGCGCAUCAUUAGCCAUUUUUAAAUCAAAGCCGUCCCUUCUCCCUCACAAGGAAUUGUUUGAUGCCUUCUCUGUGUGCACUGGGUCAAGGCAAGGCAGACAAAGCGUUGGUCUGUUUGUGCCGAGGUGUUACGAAAUAAUCCAAACAGUCGAUUCUUUUAGCUUCUCAGAUUCCCUGUGUUGGGUCAGCGACGCUGCAGACGACAUGAAACGGAUGAUGAGAAUAAGGGUCUGCUCCAGGGUUUGUUGAUACUCUGUUAUCUAAUGUUUUUAACUGUGAACUCUACGAGCGCUGAUGAAGGUUGUUGUGAUGUUGACAGUUGGCUUGCUAAUAGUAAACACUGGUUGUGAGUGGACCACAAACAUGAAAUAUGAAAUAUGGGACUUUCAAAAGUUUAUUUGACCCCGAGAUGAGGAUAUUUGUUACUUACGAGCUUCCGUUUCAGCUGUAUAGAAUUGAUUAGCUUUUUAUAAGGGACCACUAUAGGAAGAAGUGGUACAUGAAGGUUAUUGCGUUGUGUGUCAAAGAUCCUCCCUUAAUCAUGUCAAUGUUGUUCAGGUCAGACAUUUUGAGUUAAUCUGGUAUUUCAAUCAAGUGCUUUUGCUUUAGCGUUCAAACUAAAGCUUGUUAGAACGCCAUUUUAGUCCUAUUCUCUCUGGUGUUGCCCAGUUGUUGGAGGUAUCUGUCCCGUCUCUGUCCCGUCUCUGUCUGUCCGUCCGUCUGUUCGUCUGUGUAUUCAUACUAGUGGAGAUCCAUACUGUAUACCAGUCGGUCAAAACAUGGACAGUAGGAGCAGUAGAUGUUUUGGCUGCAACACAGGUUUCAUUAAUUAGGCCUAUUAUGUAAAGGCACAUCGAUUUCUGUUUGUAAACCAGCUGGCUAGUGGCUCAGAGAUGUGGACAAAGAGAGGCCCUCGCAGCAUUCAAACAAAUUAAUAUUUUCCUCUAAAGCAGGUCCGUGUUUCAUGUAUUGCCUCCUAUGUCACAUGUAAAGCCCUGUUUCUGUAGAUUCGUAUCAUCCAAUUACCGCCUGCAUGUGUAACUUGUUACUGUUAAUUUUUCUAAAAAAGGGACUUUCUAAGAAGAGCACUUGUCCAGUGUUUAAGUUGUGUAACAAAUGGGUUUGUUUAACCUCACGUUUGUUGAAUUUCACUUGAGUUAAUGAAAUUAUGCCCUCAACUUCAUGCACCAUGCCCACGAGAGAGACACACACACACACACUUUCAAAAUGGUUCCCUUCAGAUUAUUAAAACAAUAACAAGCAGAGAUUCAUACCAUACGCUUUAAUCACUACCCACCCGCACUCAUUGAUAAUUGAUAAUCACGAGCAGUUUAUCAUGAUAAGACAGAGCCAAUAGGCAUGUCUUCACGUCUAUCUUAUUUUUCAGAGAUUGAUCUGCCAUUAUUUAGGCUGAAAUAAAUUUGGCAAAAUAUAUGGCUUGUAUUUUUUUAAAUGUAAUUGAACCUUUAUUUAACUAGGCAAGUCAGUUAAGAACAAAUUCUUAUUUACAAUGACUGCCUACACAGGCCAAACCCGGACGACGCUGGGCCAAUUGUGCGCCGCCCUAUGGGACUCCCAAUCACAGCCGGAUUGUGAUACAGCCUGUAAUCGAACCAGGGUGUCUGUAGUGAUGCUGCUGCCCUGGCUCAAAUGCUUAUAUUGGCAGCAGAUAACAUACACCCUGGUCAAAAACCACUGGGCUUUCAAAGAAAGCAUCAGCAGUUGAUUGCAGUUACACAAUUGACGAGUAUACAUUUUAUCUUGACGUGGUGCCAGUAGCGUUUAGACUAGAAUAAUCUUAGAUUGUUUUUGGGGCCACUUGGCACCAGUACAUUCUCAUGUGUUCAGUGGACAGUCUACAAUGCCUUUUCCAUCUGCCCAAAGCUGACAUUUGAGACUUAAAUAUGCAACAUGACAACUAUACCUUCAAAGAUUUAAUCUACUUGUGUCUAUCUAUUGUAUUUAAACUAUUGAUGGCAGAUGUAGGUGUUAAGAUGUAACAAUCGAUUAUAUAAAACACACACCCCGUUAAUAUCUUAUGUAAAUGACGGCAGCUACCAAUGAAGACAUUUAUCUGAGACGACUACAGAAAUGUCAGUACAUUGGAUUAAUAAGGUUUGGCCAAUAUGGUGAGAGUGCGGUAUGCGGCUAUAGGAAUGAAACGGUUAAGGAGCCGUAAGUUAGUUAUGUGCACAACGUCCCGUUUGCUCUCUUUCAUUGGCCCCUCCAUUAGAGGCAGUAAACUGUAUACUGCAUUUAUUCACACUGUGUCACGAGCCUCCCUGAAACCGAGCCCUGAGGAGUGUCUCCUGCUUCUUUACACAAACACACACACACACACACACACACACACACAGCUUGAUCAUAUUAUACCUCCUUUGUUAAGCCAUUGGAAGAGGAGAGAGCCAUUGGCGCUUCUAAGUCUUUUUUAGCUUGUCGGCUGGAGGGACCCACCAGAGUGUAGCGGACAAGGUUGGAAUGGUGGACGUGAUGAACACUGUACACUACAGUGCAGUAUGGAGUAAACUGGCUCUCUUUGACUUAAUUUAGCCGACAUAGCAUGUGUAAACGAAGUGAAAUCAGUCAUAUGUUUUAGUUAGUAGGCCAAUGAUUGCAAGAUGAAGACCGAUAGGCUUUUUAAUCUAAAUGAAAUGAUCAUUUGAGUCGCAGACCUCCAGUCUUGGCUGGGUAAGCCCAGCCUUCAGACAGACCUCAGCAAUGACAUUUUGUAAUGCUUGCUGAAGACACUGAAUACUACUGUGUAACUGUCUCCCCACCCAAACAUCCUUAAACUAAAAUAGACCAUAGAUAAUUGCAGAUUAAUCCGAUAUUUUUCUGUUUUAGUUCUAA